AUGCGCGAAUAUCGGAGUUGGUUCAAAAUAAACAAGAUUAAAAAUUUCCUUUCCCGGGCGAGUUAUAUUUUUUCAACUGAUAAGGAUUUCCCUUCCCUAGCGAAAAUCUCUCUUACUGUAAUCCAGCCGAGAACAGACAGUCCUGAUCAUCUCCGUUUUAUUGGAAUCACGGAUGCUGAUGGACACAGUGAAUUCGUUUAUACCAACACCGUAAAAGACGAAUGCGUCAAAACCCCAUCUUCCAAGUGUUACGACGUUUGCCGGUUUUCCAGUUCGAAAGCGGAUUUCUACACCAACGUCGAAUGCCGUCUUUGCCUCGUUCGCUGGAAGUGCUUGGACCUCGACUCGUUAAGAAAAUGUGGCAAGAGCAAAUGUCACGAACAAUGUCACGAGGAGCUACAGCCAAGAGAACUUUUUGGAAUUCCGUCCAGGUGGAGACAAGAGGAUUGCUUGGCUUGUAUGAUACAGAAAAACUGCGCCACGGAAUACGAUCUGCAGAUGCAUUACGGUUAUACUGUCGACUGCGCCAGUGAAUGUGCCAGUAAUGAAUCCAUGAAUUGCCCGUCAAUUCCUGCGGCAAACGAUUGCAAAACCGCGUGUGAUGGAGAAUGCCAAAAUUCUGAUUCUGAUUGUCACAUUGACUGCUUCAAACGGCAAUGUCCAGAAACACAGGACUCAUGCGUCAACUGCAUAGAAUCGUGUUCGGCAACGAAAGUUCUCGUCGAAGCUCAUAUGAAUGCUCAAAUGGACAGAUCGGUGAUGGAAUUUCCGAUUUUGAAGGCGAGAUUUACGAAGGACUACAUGAGAGCUAACGAUUUAUUGCCAACAUCAGCGCCCAAGCCAGCAAAAUCGAAAGGUCGAGAGCGAGUCAAAAGCGAAAAAGAUAAAUCCAAGCGGAAACUCAAGAAAGAGCGAAGAAGGGAGAAAAGGAACAAGCGACAACAACUUCAAGCUCAAAGAAAACAAAAAAGAAGAAACCGAAAAAAGACGCGAAAGUCGAAGAAGCAGCAGCAACGCCAGCAAAACCAAAAGGGUUGA
Molecule: messenger RNA, 1038 nt
Organism: Oikopleura dioica
Lineage: Eukaryota; Metazoa; Chordata; Appendicularia; Copelata; Oikopleuridae
Source: the annotation of a GenBank genome assembly